AACAAAGAAAUAUCCUAGCAGCAGUUCUGCCUUAUUACCCAAUAGCUCACUACUUCCUUCUUACUCUACUUGGCUCCAUUUUAUCUACACAUAUUCAUGCAUGCACCUCAAGUGAAAGUACCUCUCUCAUGUCUUUCGCCCUCACUCUGUCUUCUCCUUCCUUAAAUUGGACUACCAUGGAUUGUUGCCAAUGGGAAGGCAUUACUUGUGAUGUGGCUGGUCGAGUAACCCAUUUGCACUUAUCCUCCAAAGGCCUCAAACUCAAAGGAGGUAUUUUUUCCUCAUCAUCACUCCAAAAUCUCACACAUCUCACCCACCUCAAUCUCUCUCGCAAUUCACUUUAUGGUUCUUUAGAUCAAGCCGGAUUCUUCUUGUCCUUGGGUCAUCUUGAGGUACUUGAUUUGAGUUUUAACCUUCUUUCUGGAGAGCUCCCAGGUUCUCUAUCAUCAUCCAAUAAUAUUCGAAUGGUGGAUUUGUCUAGCAAUCGCUUCCAUGGUGCAAUUCCAUCCUCCUUCUUCCAACAAGCAAAGAAUUUGACUUGUUUCAAUGUCAUGAACAACACCUUCUCAGGUGAAGAAAUGCCAGAUGGUGAUCACAUGGCUCACUUUGAUGGAUUCCAAAAUCUUAGGAUUUUGGCUUUGCGUGGUUGUGAGCUCACCGGUCAAAUACCCAUAUGGGUUUCUAAGCUCAAGAAGCUAGAGAUCUUGGAUAUGUCUCUUAAUAGAAUCACAGGCUCAAUUCCUACUUGGUUGGGGACUUUUCCAAUGCUCUUUUCUAUAAACUUGGGGUCCAACCUAAUCUCAGGUGAAAUUCCAAAAGAACUUUGCACACUACCAAUGUUGGUAUCUGAACAAACUGCAGCUCAAGUAGAUCAUGGUUAUCUUGAAUUGCCUUUCUUCGCUUCCCAAGCCGUGCCUGAUGCAAGCAUUUUACAGUUCAAUUCUUUGUCUUACUUUCCGCCAUCUAUAUUCUUAGGCGACAAUAGCAUCAGUGGCAAUAUACCUACUGAGAUCGGAAAGUUGCAACUUCUCCGUACAUUGGAUCUGAGCGCCAACCAGCUGUCUGGCAACAUUCCGGACCAAAUAUCUGAUCUCAAAAACUUGGAGACGUUGGAUCUUUCAGUGAAUCAUUUGUCUGGAGAAAUCCCACCUUCAAUGACGAGUCUUAGUUUCUUGUCAUCUUUUAAUGUCUCAUCUAAUAACUUGGAAGGAGAAAUACCAAAAAGCACUCAGCUCCAAGGCUUGAAUGUCUCAGCAUUUGAGGGGAAUCCGGAGCUUUGUGGUUCCCCGCUACUAAAUCUGUGUCAAUCAUUCAAUGGUACUGAUUUAGAUGAUGAUAAGAAUGACGGGAAUCAAAUUCUAGGGUUGCAUAUUUCCGUUGUGCUUGGCUUCACUAUAGGGUUGGUGGGAGUUUGUGGUUCAUUAUUGCUUAUCAAGACCUGGAGAGAUGCAUAUUUCAAAUUCCUGAAUAAUGUACAAGAUAGGCUCAAAUGCUGAAUGAGAUUGGACAGUUAGCAUGAGAAGCGGUCGGAAAGAAUUCUUAUGAGGUAAGAGGAUUGUACUUUAUACUUAAACCCUAUCAGUAAUUUCAGUGUAUUUUUGUUUUUGCUUAAUUAUGUAAGGCAUAGAGUUUGUUCCCAUAAUAUUCUGGUCUUAGAUAGUUGUAUUGGUUUUGUCCAAAAAAAUUGUAAUCGUGAAUUCGUGAUAAUUACAUAUGUGUGAAUAAUUAUGCAUUCUUUCUAUCA
Molecule: messenger RNA, 1744 nt
Organism: Rosa chinensis
Lineage: Eukaryota; Viridiplantae; Streptophyta; Magnoliopsida; Rosales; Rosaceae
Product: receptor-like protein 2
Exons: 2
Coding region: 129-1496 (455 amino acids)
Molecular function (GO): protein binding
Source: RefSeq, a predicted model, not a curated record